This is a messenger RNA of Apus apus (common swift), 2566 nucleotides long. RefSeq names its product aspartoacylase (gene ASPA). The transcript has 6 exons. Lineage: Eukaryota; Metazoa; Chordata; Aves; Apodiformes; Apodidae. The record is from RefSeq and is a predicted model, not a curated record. Gene Ontology annotation, molecular function: hydrolase activity, acting on carbon-nitrogen (but not peptide) bonds, in linear amides; hydrolase activity, acting on ester bonds. Bases 167 to 1123 code for a protein of 318 amino acids.
CAUUAGUUCACUUUCAUUCACACCUAACCUAAAUAAGCUAAAAGAAUAUCCUAUUUAAAAGAGUAAAAAUAAUUUAAAAAAAAAAUUUUUUUUUUUUUAGACCAAAGUUUUACUUGAUUGCUAUUGUCUGUUUUGCUUUCAGCAAUUCUUAGAGCUGCUGAAAAGCAUGACUUCCUCCUCUGUUGUUAAAGCUCCGGUAAGACGGGUUGCUAUCUUCGGGGGAACUCAUGGCAAUGAGUUAUCAGGGGUGUUUUUGGUCAAGCACUGGCAAGAGAAUGGAGCUGAGAUCCAAAGAACAGGAAUGGAAGUGAAACCAUUUCUUACCAACCCAAGAGCUGUGAAGAAAUGCACUAGAUACAUUGACUGUGACCUGAACCGUGUUUUUGACCCUGAUAAUCUUGGCAGGACAGAGGUGGAAGAUAUUCCAUAUGAAGUGAGAAGGGCUCAGGAAAUCAAUCAUAUAUUUGGUCCAAAAGGUAGUGAUGAUGCCUAUGACCUUAUUUUUGACCUUCACAACACCACUUCUAACAUGGGUGGUACCCUUAUUCUUGAAAACUCCAGGGAUGACUUUACAAUUCAAAUGUUUCAUUAUAUCAAGAAUGCUUUGGCUCCAGAACACUGUCCUGUUUUGCUGAUUGAACAUCCUAGCUUGAAAUAUGCAACAACUCGAUCUGUAGCACAACAUCCUGUUGGUGUGGAGGUGGGUCCCCAGCCACAAGGUGUUCUCAGAGCUGAUAUUUUGGACAAAAUGAGGAAGAUUAUCAAACAUGGCCUUGAUUUUGUGCAACUUUUUAACGAAGGAAAGGAAUUUCCACCAUGUACAAUUGAGGUUUUUAAAAUUAUGGAGAAAGUAGAUUAUCCCAGGAAUAAGAAUGAUGAAGUUAUUGCUGUUAUUCACCCUAAACUGCAGGACCAAGACUGGCAGCCAAUGACCAAAGGUGAUCCUCUAUUUGUGACUCUUGAUGGAGAAGUAAUUGCAUAUGAAGGGGACUGUACAGUCUACCCAACAUUUAUUAAUGAAGCUGCAUAUUAUGAAAAGAAACAAGCUUUUGUAAAAACCACAAAAAUGAAACUCACUGCAAAACUCAUCAGAUCCUCAGUCUUGGACCAAAAAACUUCAUAAAAGCUUGUUACAGAUUUUCCAUGUGAAAAGUGGAUUUCUUCCCUGAAAUCCAGUGUCAUCCAGUAGUAUUCAAUGGAAUUAAUAUAUAAAUACAGAAUCUAAUUUUAAAUUGUAAUUUAACUAACACUGCUGAGCACUUUUAAGAUGAGACAUACUACAUAAUGCUAAUUAUGAUUGUUUAUUUUUUUCUAAUAGAUUACUAAAGAUGUAAAUAGUAUUAUUUUUAUGACAUUUGUUAGUUCACACUACAUAAAAUCAACAAUGUACCACAUGUGGGUUAGUGACUGUAAAACUUAUAUCCAGCAUCAUACAGAAAGAAGCUCAUUCACAAAACUACAUUUUAUUUUAAAACUACAGCAUUUUUACUUUAUAACCCCAAGCCUCUAACAACCAGCAUUGUUUAAAACAUGGGGAUCCUUGAAAUGAAUUCCUGAGAUAAAUACGCAAAAUAUGAGACAAAGGAAAAACCAGGGGGAGAGAAACUGGGUGAGGGUCUGUAUAUUAACAUUCUUUUGUAUUAGAUUUGGGACUAACCCCUGCUGCACUGAGGUGGAAGCCUUAGGGUUCAUUUUGGUUUUCUUUUUAUACUUAUGAAGCCACAAAAAAACCCAAAACAACAACAAAACAACAACAAAACCCAACACACGAUUUCUGAGAAAAACACUAAUAUGAGAUGUAAAGCUUUGUAAAUUUGAAGUAUUACAAGGUUAAUUCAAGCUGUUUCUGAUUUAACAUUAAUUUAGGGAUAAAAAGUUUGAAUUCAGAAAGUAUCUAGUAGUCAGAAACUUACUUACAAUAUUCAAAUUCAGGAAGAUGUGCUUAUCCCAUGAAAAUUCUCAAGAAAAUUAUUGCAAUGGAGACCAGAGAAUCCUAUAGCUUUAUAAAUUUACAGGUGUGUCCACCUCCUUCUUAUAACAUAUUUGAAAUUAGAUUUGAAUCAAUGGUUGUACCCCAAGAGGUUUCAAUGGAGGAGGUAAGAUGAGAUCAUCACUCAGGUUUCGAUGCUGAGCAAUGCACAAACCAUACCUGAGUAUUUCAGAAUGGAAAUUAAGAAGAAUUCCAUAUGGGGAGACUUCUGAGAAUUUUGAGACUGGCUUGUUCUGUACUUGUAGAAAGAAAGCCUGUCAUAGUAGCUGAAAGAGAGAAGAAAAUGGGGAUUUAAUUAAUUCUCUAAAGUUCUUUUAAAAUAUUUGACAACAAUUUGGGAUAAAGAAAAUAUUAUGAACUUUGCAUAAAAAUACAAUAACUAGCUAUUUACUGAAAGAUUCAUUGGUCUAGACAAAUUAUAUCUUUUCAGAAGUUAUGUCUUAUAUACCACUAAGCCAAAAUCCUUUUUCCCUUGCUUUGUGUAACUCCUAUGGCAAUAAACUAACAACACAGGACAAUGUUUAUUGAAUUACAAGUUUUAUUUAUUUCAUUUAAAUAAACAUUAUACAAAAAUUA